Postia placenta MAD-698-R-SB12 is the source of this 906-nucleotide messenger RNA. RefSeq lists its product as hypothetical. The record is from RefSeq and is a predicted model, not a curated record. The transcript has 5 exons. The coding region runs from base 56 to 616 and encodes 186 amino acids. Lineage: Eukaryota; Fungi; Basidiomycota; Agaricomycetes; Polyporales; Adustoporiaceae. Gene Ontology annotation, cellular component: ribosome; cytosolic large ribosomal subunit. Gene Ontology annotation, biological process: translation. Gene Ontology annotation, molecular function: RNA binding; structural constituent of ribosome.
CGUCGUCGUGCGUCGUCUACCCGACAGAGCAAACCGCCGCAAGAGCAGGAGCAAGAUGGGCAUCGACAUCAAAAACCACCACGUCAAGAAGGGCCAGCGCACUGCGCCCAAGAGCGAGGAUCCGUAUUUGCUCUUGCUCGUCAAGCUGUAUCGUUUCCUUGCCAGGCGUACGGACUCGGCCUUCAACAAGGCCAUCCUCCACCGUCUCUUCCUCUCGAAGACAAACCGCCCGCCUAUCUCCCUUUCGCGCAUCGUCAAGGAGACCCAGAAUGCGUCUGACCGUGAUUCCCAGGUGAUUGUCACGAUCGGCACAGUCACUGACGACGUGCGCCUGCUCGAGGUGCCCAAGCUGUCGAUUGCUGCCCUGCGCUUCACUGCCGCGGCCAAGGAGCGCAUCCUCAAGGCCGGCGGCGAGGUUCUCACCCUCGAUCAGCUUGCCCUGCGUGCGCCCACGGGCGCAAACACCAUUUUGCUCCGCGGCAAGCGCAACACGCGUGAGGCCGUCAAGCACUUUGGAAUGGGUCCCCACAAGCAUAAGAGGCCCUACACCACUUCCAAGGGCCGCAAAUUCGAGCGGGGUCGUGGUCGCCGAAAGUCGCGCGGCUUCAAGGUCUAAGCAACACCUGCUGCCGCAAAAGCGACUUGCCGUCGAUGGAUGUCCUGGGUUGGGCAGUAUGCUAUGCUCCUGGUGGUUGGCCUGGGAUAUGUACCUGUACUACAUGCCUUACAUUCAAAAGGGUGACCAUCUCACGAUUCAUAUGUUUAUCUUUGCAUCCUCUAUACAAUGCGUAUGGCCAUCCCUUAUGUUCGUUUCGCGGCAGUAUCUCGUCAUCAAAAAGGCCCGAAAAUUUGCAACUUGAACCCUAACUGAGCCUAGGCUGAUGGGGUGUCGUUGCCGGAGCUCAU